Molecule: messenger RNA, 4409 nt
Organism: Vespa velutina
Lineage: Eukaryota; Metazoa; Arthropoda; Insecta; Hymenoptera; Vespidae
Product: tonsoku-like protein
Exons: 6
Coding region: 130-3981 (1283 amino acids)
Molecular function (GO): protein binding
Source: RefSeq, a predicted model, not a curated record
AUACCGAAUACUAUUAUACUAAAACUAUAGUUUACUACAAUCUGAAAAAAAAAUAUAUUAACUUGAUGCAAAUGUGAGGUUAUGAACGGUGCCAUUGACUUUUGUUAUUAAUACAUAAUUUAUUGCAAUAUGGAAGAAGAUAGACUUAUCAAAAGAAAACAACGUGCAAAGCGCGAUGGAAAUUUACAGCAUUUGGCUGAAAUUAUUAAAGAACUUGGAGAUUUAUAUUUUCAAACUGGAAGAUUAGAGGAUGCUUUACAAGAAUAUAUACAACAAUUAGAAACUUGUCAAAUUUUAAACGACGAGUUGAAUUGCGCAAUUGCGCAUAGAAUGAUCGGUGAAGUAUAUACCGGUCUUGGUAAUUAUGAAGAGGCAUUGAUACAUCUGAAUGAAUAUCUUGAGGGUGCCCAAAAGGUAAAAAAUUUAUUGGAAGAACAGCGUGCUUUUGCUACAUUAGGAAGAACAUAUUUUUGCUUAGCCGAAACGCAACCCAAAGAAUCUGAUGGAAAAAAAAAUGCUUUAGUCGAUGCUAAAAAGGCAUAUACAAGGAGUAUACGUCUUUGCAAUGAAUUAGAAAAUUCAAAUAUUAAAUUAGAAGAAAUGAUGACAAUGCGUACACGAUUGCUCUUAAAUUUAGGUUUAAUACUUGAAGCUCAAAAAGAACUUGAACAAGCAAUUGAUCUUAUUGAAAAAGCAGCAAUAUUAUGUAAAAAACAUAAUUUGAAUGAAGACUUACAUAGAACAAAUAUUGCUUUAGCUGCUGUAUAUGAACGUCGAGGAAAAACUGCAUUAGCAUUGCAGCAUCUUGAUACUGCUGCUGAUAUAAACAAUGUAUCAUUAAAAGCUGAAGCGCAUCUUACUAAAGCAGAGUUAUUGUUGAAAAUUGGAGAAUGGAGUGAUGCCCGUAAAAUAUUAGUUUCUUUAUAUUUGACCAAGGGAUUACCACAGAAUGUGAAUGAACAAGUGGAAAAAUAUUUAAGAAUUGUGGUAAUAAUAUGUAGAACUGAAGAAAAUUUAUUUAUUGAAGAUGAUAUAUCUGUUAAACAAAAAUUGUAUGAAACAUUAGGAGAUGCAACUGUAGCUGUACAUUCUUUUGAAAAAGCAAUAAAUUAUUAUCAGGAAAUGCUAAAAUGUGCAGAAGACAGUGGAAGUGAGAAAAUAGGUGCUGCUUUAAUAAGUUUAGCACAAACUCUGCGCGAUGCAGAUCGAUAUGAUGAAGCAUUACAGUUUGCUAUUAGAGAACUUGAAUUAUGUAGUGAUCCACAUGAAAUAUGUAGGUCUGCUCUUUUCUUAGCUGAUUUACAAAUAGCUAAUAAAUCUUCUGAUGCAGAAAUUAAAAAAUCUUAUAAUUUAGCAUUAUCCACGGUAGAACAGUCAGAAAAUAAAAAGCUUCAAAUAUCUGUUCUAAAAGAAUUCUUACUUUAUUUAAAGAAAACAGAAGAUAAUGAUACUACAGAAAUGAUCCAAGAAAAAUUAAGUAAUCUGACGAAUCAUCUUAUCGAUGAAGAAAGUGAAAGUGAAAGUGAAAUAGAAAGUGUAAAUAUUGGAGGAGAUAUUUGUUUAGAAGACUUGUCGGAUGUGGAAAAUGAAUUGCAAUCUAAAGAAAAUAUUGAAACAACAAAACGACGCUUUAAGAGAGGUCUUGCAGUGAGGAGAAAUGAAAAAGGAGAAACACAGCUUCAUGUUGCAUGUAUUAAUGGUAAUAUUGCAAAUGUAGAAAAAUUGUUAACAGCAGGACAUCCAACGAACGUAAGAGAUCACUGUGGUUGGACUCCGCUCCAUGAAGCUGCAAAUCAUGAUUAUAUAGAAAUAGCUAAAUUGUUACUUAAAAGUGGAGCAAACGUGAAUGAUCCAGGUGGAUCAUUGUGUGGGGGUAUUACACCUCUUCAUGACGCCGCAUCAUGCGGGAAUUUAUCUAUGAUGUGCCUGUUAAUGGAAUACGGUGCAAAUGUUACUCUCAGAACAAAAGAAGGAGAUACAGUAUUAGAUUGCUUAGAAAGUUGGAAGGAUCGUGCAGGCAACUUAUCAUUAAACGAACAAAUGGAAUAUGAUAAUAUGUAUAAAAAAUUAGUAUCUGUGGUGCCAACAAGUAUAAAGAAAUCUAAAAAACAAUCUCCUAUAUCUAAACAUGAUUAUAAAAAAUUAAUAGAUCUAGAAACACAGAUUGAGGAAGUAGAACCUAAGAAGAUAUCUGCCGGAGAAGAUUAUAAAAGAACAAUAGCUAAUUUAAAACAUAGAGGUAGUUUAAUAAGACCAAUCAUGAAUUCUAAUGAUAAGUGUAAAAUAACAAAUCCUCUUCUGGAUACUGAAGAAGAUUUAGUUGAUGACUGGUUAGAAGAUGAUAUGUGCACAAGUUCCAAAAAAAAAUCUUCAAAUGAUAUUUUCAAUACAACUACCAAAAGAAAAUCAAAUAGUUUCAAUAUAGAUAAUGAGACAAAUAGUACACGUGUAAAACGACAAAAAAUUGAUACUGAUGACGAAAAAGAAGAAGAAGAAGAAGAAGAAGAAAAAGAAAUACAUAAUAUUAUUGCAUUAGAAGACAGUGACAAUAGUAAUGCAAGUAAAGUAACCAGUCCUGCUAAUUCACCUAAACAAUUUAGAAAAAAGAAAAAUAAACAGAUCUCCUUAUUUUCUACUGGUUUUACUAAGAAUUCUAUAUCUCGUACUCCUUCACCUAUUUGUUCAAAUAUUCUGGAUAAUUCAUCUCAUCAAAGUAAUAAUGGAAUAUCAACGAAUUUACAGAUCUUUAUAAAAAAUAAAAUUUUUGAUUUAAAAUUAGUUAUACUUGAGCAAGAAAGAGAUGAUAUAUUAAAAAUUAUCUUAGAUGAUAUAAGGAAAAAGUUCUGUGAUGAAACUGGAUGUAUAGUGGAGCUUGUUUUAAAAACAAUGGAAGGAGAUCCAGUUUCUUCUGAGAAUAUAAUUCACAUUGUAAAAGGAAAUGAAAAUAUAAAAUAUUUAAAAUGUGAAAUUAUCAAAAUAGAAAUACCAUCUAUUGUAGAGAGGUAUAAAACAAUUUGCAGAAUUAUUCAAAUAGUGCCAGAAGAGACAACAAUAAAAUGUUUAAAAUCGUGCGAGAAUACGUCUGUUUUCCGACUUAAAUCAGAUGAAACAAAGGAAACGGAACUUGAACCUUUGCUUAAAGCUCUAGAGUAUCAAAAACAUUUGCAAGUAUUAUAUUUGUCUGGAGGAGUUUUUCUCAAUAGUGGAAAAAUAUUGUCUAAUUGUCUUUCAGAUUUAUCACUUCUGCAAGAAUUAUACUUGCAACAAUGUGAUAUUGAUCACAAUUGUUUGUUAAGGAUAGAAAAGUUACCAGUUCAACUAAGAGUACUAGAUUUUAGUUAUAAUCCACUCGGACCGAAUUCUCAAGAAACAAUUCACAAACUGAUUGCACCAUUAAAGAACUUACAAACUUUGUCUUUACGACACUGUGAACUAAAUGAUUUUAAUUUUUCCAUUGAAAGUAAUAAUCUUGUAAAUUUAGAUUUAUCAUGGAAUUUUUUAAAUGGUAACAGCAAAUUCUAUUCUUUACAAAGACAAUUAGUUAAUUUAAAUUUAUCUAAUACGCUUCAUCCAACUCGGAGUUCCUUUAUCACUGAUAUCAUUCAGAAUUCUAAAUUUUUUUUUAUGACUUUAGAAUCACUUGAAUUUGCUUGUUGUGACAUUACUGAUGAUGAUGUUAAAUCUAUACUCUUACAAGCACCAAAUCUUACAAAAUUAAUACUUAAUGGCAAUUCGAAAAUUUCAUUGAUAUCUGUACAUAUGUUAUUGAAUCAUAGGCCUACACUAAGAUAUAUAGAUAUCAGUGGAUGUACAAAUAUUACAGAACCACCUGAUCCAAAUAUAACUAUAAAGAAUCCUGAAAUAUGUACUUUAAUUGUUAAUAUGAUACCUGAUAUAUGUCAAUCUUGGUUAGUUUUAUGGGAAGGAAAAGGUAUUGUACAUAAAUUAUCACACAAUCUUACAAUUUUUAAACCAUCAUAGUUAUGAUAUUAUAGAAUGAUAAAUUAAGCUUUUAGUGUCUUAUUAAUAUAACUAUGUAUUUACAGUAUUAUUAAUACCCAUAAUUUUAUUGUAAUUUAAAUGUAUAAAGUUUAUUUCCUACUUUACAAUAUAAUUCAUUAAUAUGUACAUAAUUUUCUUCUGUAUAAUCAAUCAAAAAUUUAUUAAAACUGGAAUUGAUUGAAGAUAGAACUUUGUUGAGGUAGUCUUCUUUAUCUCCUACCCACCAAAGGAUACUUACAUGGAAUGAAGGGUCCUUAAAGAGAGAAAAAAAAAUAAUUACGUGAAUCUCAUAACAAUAAGUCUGACAUAAUUCACAAAAUUACUUUAAGUACAUUGGAAAAUUAUCAUGUUCAUACCUCAUAAAAUGGUGGUAACUGAUAUUCUGUCAAUAUAUUAUCAAUAGAAGA